Messenger RNA from Pecten maximus, 4902 nucleotides. Its product is annotated as probable low-specificity L-threonine aldolase 2. The transcript is spliced from 10 exons. Gene Ontology annotation, cellular component: cytosol. NCBI's taxonomy places the organism in Eukaryota, Metazoa, Mollusca, Bivalvia, Pectinida, Pectinidae. Gene Ontology annotation, molecular function: L-allo-threonine aldolase activity. Gene Ontology annotation, biological process: glycine biosynthetic process; L-threonine catabolic process. The coding region runs from base 96 to 1322 and encodes 408 amino acids. The record is from RefSeq and is a predicted model, not a curated record.
GGCAUUGAAAGCGUUGCGGGUCGUUUGUUGAUAUUCAUAAUAUACUUAGUUAUCAGUUUGCAAAACAUACAUGAGGCUUAUCAUAAAACUGCGCAAUGUUAUUCACGGCCUUGACAAAAAGCUGCCAGAAGUUGUUGAGACAUUCAUCUAAGCUUCAUUUAUUGAGAUUAAGCCAGUCUAGUUAUCACAUGGCUAGUCAAAAUGAGCUCCAGAAUGGCCAGGGGCACUGGAUAGUGGACAUGCGAAGUGACACUCUCACCAAACCUACACCUAGCAUGAGGCAAGCAAUGGCCAAUGCAGAGGUAGGGGAUGAUGUCUUUGGGGAGGAUCCCACAGUCAAUGAAUUGCAAAAAAGAUGUGCUGACUUAUUUGGGAAGGAAGCAGCUCUUUUCGUGCCCACUGGUACAAUGGGAAACCUUAUCUCAAUAAUGACACAUUGCCAAGGAAGAGGGAUAGAGGCCAUCAUCGGUGAUAAUAGUCAUAUCAUGAGAUAUGAACAGGGAGGGAUAGCACAGUUUGCUGGUGUGAUGUCUGCUAUAAUACACAAUAAACCUGAUGGUACAGUGGACCUAGAGGAACUGAAGAGUAAGAUACGACCCCUUGAUGAUCCUCACCAACCUCACACCAAACUCAUAUGUCUUGAGAAUACACACAACUGCUGUGGUGGCAAAAUUUUACCUAUCAGCUUCUUGAAAGAGGUUUACAACAUAGCCCAGGAGAAUAACCUUAUAGUUCACUUAGAUGGAGCAAGGGUUCUCAAUGCAGCAAUAGCCCUAAAUAUACCCGUGUCCGACAUUUUACAGUAUGCCGACUCUGUCAAUAUGUGUUUCUCCAAGGGUUUGGCAGCUCCUGUAGGAUCCAUUAUAGCAGGGACAAGGCCCUUCAUAGAUACGGCUGUAAGGGUUAGGAAGGCCCUCGGUGGCGGUCUGAGACAGUCCGGAAUCCUGGCGGCGGCAGCUCUGUAUUCAUUGGAUAACAUUGUCCCACACCUUGGGAAUGACCAUGUUCACGCAAAGAAACUGGCCAAAGGGAUAAUGUCUGUGGACCAAAACGUUGCCUUCAUAAACAUAGAAGAUGUACAUACCAACAUUUUGAUGAUAACCAUUGUGUCAGAGACUGUCAGUGCAGAGAUGGUCAUUAAAAGGCUUGCACAGGUAACAGCUGCGGAGGAAAAUGAACUUGGAUGUGGAAUUGUUGUCAAAGGGAUGGCUUGGGGACUCAAACUGGUGCGUUUUGUUACACACAAUGAUGUAUCUACAGCCGACAUUGAGAAAGGUGUCCUAAAAGUCCAAUUUGUCCUCAAAGAACUUUCCUUUUUAUAAUGUCACUGACUCUUUGAUACCAAAUGUUACCUGAAAGUGGUGUAAGAGACGUGUGCUAUAUAUAUUACUGGUAGUGAUACAGGUGUAUCCACAAAUGUACGAAGGACUACUCCAGUAAAAAAAAAUAUUAGGUGGUUAGUAGGGAGUUCAACCAGCCACUCUAGUAAUCUUUUUGACAAUUAUACAAAUGUUUACCAUACAUUGUAUUACAUUAUAUUUGUAAUACAUGGUAACAACAUUGGGAACUUGGGAUCUUUUUUUUUUAUAUAAGUAUUAUAUUUUAUACAUGUGUAUAAAAUACUAGUGAUUUUAUUAGUAAUUUCCAUAUCAAUCGGAAGUAUUUGAUGAGGAAAAAACCUGGGCUUUACUGUUAGCCUCAUUAACAUCUGUUCAUCUCUGACCUAAUUUAACUCAAAGGGGAGUAUACAAUGUACCUGAUAAAGGACGAGUUAAGUUUUCCUAAAAAAUCCAUAAUAAUUCUGAAAAACACAAACUAUUCACUGAGUAUCCAAACAUGUUCUGCCAAAAGCCUAUCAUUCAAUAUGCAUUUAGUAGUUCAUAAUGUCAGUACUGAUGGCGGUUCUGGAACCAAACUGCACAAAUUUAACAAUGAAAGACUAAAGGUCAAGGGUUAUGUGACAUAUAGUUACUACAAUCGGGAACCGUCGGCACUUUCUCGAUUACGGAAAGUGCCGACGGUUCCCGAUUGAUAGUUACUAGAGAGAAUUAGAGGUUGGCACUGCCUCACUGUAUUUCCUACCUGUGUAAUAUACAGAUCCAUUACCUCUAGAUUUUCCAAAUUUGAACUACCUCAUGCUUACAGACAAUUCACUCAUUCUUGCUGUGCUACAAUCUUAACUAUAGAAAAUUCUUUGACUUUGCAGACAGGGUUAUAUACCAUAUAUUAUUCCAAUGAUGUGUUUAGUUGCAAUAGCCAAGCAAGAAUUUAAGCGUGAAACCUCCAAACUUACCCCAUAAAUAGUAACCUUUUGGCCCCCAGGUCCAGUUUCUCUACUGGGUCUACUCUUCACUUGCCAUGUACAUCUCCUUUUCUCGGGACGUACCUUUUUUGGAGGGGUAGAACCAAUAUUGGAUCACAUGACCAAUUACAUGUAGCUUUUUGUCAUGUUCAUUAAUAUAACUUUGCUACAUUUGCCACUUGUUUUGGUUUACCGCAGAUAAUAUUUAUUAUUUUUAUACACUGAAACCAAAUUUGUUGCUUCUAGUCAAAGUCUGUGAUUGUUCACAAUAUCUUUCUUUUACAGUAACUUUACCCAUCCAGCAUUAGUAGUCCGACGUUUCUUACCUACCCAGUAUUAUUAUAAUGUAUUCAGCUAACUUGUCUGUCUUCAUAUGACCUUUGUUAUUGCACAAAUACAAUGGUUUAAAAACAGUUUAAAUCUUUUAUCUAGAGCUCAAAGAACUCAGUUGAAAUGUUUGGAAUGUGAGAAUUUUAGGUUUUCAAAAAUCGGUAUUUUGAAUAUCAGAUUUACAUGCGUCUGUAUCGUGAUAACGGUUGAAAGAUUAUAUUCAAACAUUAAUGUUGAUUACCAUGAAAGUUUGAUAACUACUAUAUAACAUGGUAAUACUUUGUCAACUGUUACUCACGAUAUUAAAUAAGCAGACACAUGUCUGACAUGCAUGUUUCGACCGGCAUCUAUAACCUGUCGGAUUGUACCUCAUACCAAAGUUUCAAUGUCUAGACGUGAUACCUCAUAUCAAAGUUACAGUGUCUCGACUGUCAGGUGAUACCUCAUACCAAAGUUUCAGUGUCUAGACUGUCAGGUGAUACCUCAUACCAAAGUUUCAGUGUCUAGACUGUCAGGUGUUACCUCAUAUCAAAGUUUCAGUGUCUAGACGUGAUACCUCAUACCAAAGUUUCAGCAGCUGUCAGCUGUUUCUAGACUGGCAGGUGAUACCUCAUACCAAAGUUUCAGUGUCUAGACUGUCAGGUGAUACCUCAUACCAAAGUUUCAGUGUCUAGGCUGUCAGGUGAUACCUCAUACCAAAGUUACAGUGUCUAGACUGUCAGGUGAUACCUCAUACCAAAGUUUCAGUGUCUAGACUGUCAGGUGAUACCUCAUAUCAAAGUUUCAGUGUCUAGACGUGAUACCUCAUACCAAAGUUUCAGCAGCUGUCAGCUGUUUCUAGACUGGCAGGUGAUACCUCAUACCAAAGUUUCAGUGUCUAGACUGUCAGGUGAUACCUCAUACCAAAGUUUCAGUGUCUAGGCUGUCAGGUGAUACCUCAUACCAAAGUUUCAGUGUCUAGACUGUCAGGUGAUACCUCAUAUCAAAGUUACAGUGUCUAGACUGUCAGGUGAUACCUCAUAUCAAAGUUACAGUGUCUAGACUGUCAGGUGAUACCUCAUACCAAAGUGCCAGUGUCUAGACUGUCAGGUGAUACCUCAUACCAAAGCUUCAGUGUCUAGACGUGAUACCUCAUUCCAAAGUUUCAGUGUCUAGACGUGAUACCUCAUAUCAAAGUUUCAGUGUCUAGGUUGUCAGGCGAUACCUCAUACCAAAGUUUCAGUGUCUAGACUGUCAGGUGAUACCUCAUACCAAAGUUUCAGUGUCUAGACUGUCAGGUGAUACCUCAUACCAAAGUUUCAGUGUCUAGACUGUCAGGUGAUACCUCAUAUCAAAGUUACAGUGUCUAGACUGUCAGGUAAUACCUGUAGAACUGAUUUGUUAAUGAGACAUCAUUACUCGAUACUGUAGAACUAAUUUGUUAACGAGACAUCAUUACUUGAUACUGUAGAACUAAUCUGUUAACGAGACAUAAUUACCCGAUUCUGUAGAGCCGAUUUGUUAACAAGACAUCUUUACCCGGUACUGUAGAGCCAAUUUGUUGACAGUUUGCAUGUUAACUUGAUGUGGUGGUUGUAUAUUUCUACCUCAAAAUUGAAUUUAUUCAAGAAUAUACAAUGUAUUUGUCUGUGGUACAAACCUUAAAAUGCCAGUUUAUUCCAUUUACAUAUCAAUAUUUAGCAAAUAUAUGCGUGUAUGUAUUACAUAGUGAAACAAAUGGCGAGGGAAGAAAAUUUUAUGAAUUGUGCCCAGACAAGGCCUUAAACUCGCAUUCUAUUGAACCCAAUAGCCUAGCCAGAAAUACCAAACCUUCAAAAGUUCUUAUACCCCGAGUAAAACAAGGGAGACGUUGGAUCGUCUGUUAACUGGUGGUGGGAAAUUAUUUUGUAAUGUAGCAGGUAAACAAGCCAAAGUAUACAUGUUGUGUAUCCAAAAGUUUUUGAACAAGAAAAGCAUUAACUUAACCUAGUUUUCAUGUUUUUGUGUUUAAAGCCAACAAAAAUAUGUACCGGUGUACAAUUCCAUGUAAGGAUUUAUGGUGAUAUUAUGUCAAUCUGUUGAUUAAAUAUUUAAUAUGAAGUUAGAACUGUAAAUAGGGCACUUACAUUUUAUGAUAUUUUUAUAAAUAGACUUUUUUUUUAUCAAUACUUCACAGAUGAAGUUUUGACUGGUUGUUCCUUUUCAAUUGUUUACAAAUUGAAGUUGUGUCUAUACUUAUGAUUAUAUUUGUGAGGAAGUUUUAUAGAUCCAAUAAAUUUACACUCAUCCUA